Gryllus bimaculatus (two-spotted cricket) is the source of this 1704-nucleotide messenger RNA. The record is from the annotation of a GenBank genome assembly. Lineage: Eukaryota; Metazoa; Arthropoda; Insecta; Orthoptera; Gryllidae.
AUGUACAGGGAGGAGUUCGACUUUAUCAUCGUGGGCGCGGGCGCGUCCGGAGGCGCUGUGGCCCUGCGCCUCACCGAAAACCCAAACUGGAAGGUCCUGCUGCUGGAGGCCGGAGGGGAGGAGGAAUCCAUCAUGGACAUCCCUUUGCUCCUGGGCCAGUUCCUCGGCACCGACGCCAACUGGCACUACCGCACCACCCCUCAGACGACUUGCUGCGUGCUGAUGAAGGACUCCAGGUGCGACUACCCGGCCGGCAGAAUGGUCGGCGGCGGCACCCCGCUCACCUUAAUGUUGACCAUCCGAGGCAGCUCAAAGGACUACGACAACUGGGCGAAUAUGGGCAAUAAGGGAUGGUCGUUCGCUGAUGUUCUUCCCUACUUCAAGAAAUUGGAGGAUGUGCAAAUUCCUGAAAUCCAGAAUAGUGAUUACAGAGGAUACGGAGGAAGAAUAAAAAUAUCAUACACGCCUUACUUCUUUGAUGUGGGCAAUCUGAUCCUCAAAGCAGCUGAGGAAGCGGGCUUCCCCAUGACGGACGACUACAACGGCGAGAAGCAGACAGGAACGGGACGCAUGCAGACCACAACGUACAAAGGUUCCCGCUGGAGCGCCAACCCAGGAUACUUAGACGAGGCGCGCGCCCGCCCCAACCUCUUUCUGCGCACGCGCAGCUUCGCCACGCGCCUCGUGCUGGAGGGCGUGCGCGCGCGCGGCGUGCGCUACGAGCGAGGCGGCCACGAGCACGUCGCCUACGCUACGCGCGAGGUGAUCCUGUCGGCGGGCGCCGUCAACUCCCCCGCCAUCCUCAUGCACUCGGGCAUCGGGCCGGCGGACCACCUGCAGCAGCUGGGCAUACCGGUGGUGCAGCCGCUGCCCGUCGGGCACAACCUCAUGGACCACACGGCGCUCAUCGCCACCUUCACCACUCUCAACGAGACCGUCAGCCCUAGCAUACCCGAUGUUUUGCUCAAUCCCUUGAACCUUGUCAACUAUUUCGCUAGGAAGUCCGGUCCAUUCACAAGUCCCGGAGGUUUUGAGGCAAUUACAUUUCAUGAGGUUAAGGGAGCCAAGUUCCAUACUCCUGGUUGGCCGGAUGUGGAGAUUUUGUACGCCUCGACUAACCCGUUGGCGACCCGAGGUUUGGCAGAUGUAUUUCGAUUAUCGGAUGUAGCAUACGAUCGACUUCUCAAACCGAUCAAAGGCAAGCCAGCUAUAUUUGCUGCAAUAUGGCGGCUUCGACCCAAGAGCAGAGGGCGCAUCUAUCUUCUGAACAACGACACAUCCACGCCGCCCCAGAUCGACCUUCGCGGACUUUCCGACGCAGAGGACAGGCAGGCGGUGCUGGCUGGGUUGAGGGCUUUCCAGAAGGUGGUUGCCGCCCCCAGUUUACAGAAGGUGGGCGCUCGGAUGUUGGACAUUCCGGUGCCAGGGUGUGAGGAUUUCGACUUUGAUUCGGAUGAAUACUGGGACUGCGCCAUGCAGCAGAUGUCAAUCACGAUCUAUCACCAGAGUGGAACCGCCAAAAUGGGACAUCAAAGAGAUCCAACGGCUGUGGUCACUCCCGAUCUGAAAGUGAUUGGUGUGGAUGGAUUGCGAGUCGUGGAUUCAUCCAUCAUGCCGUCAAUGGUUGCAGCUCAUUUUCAGAUGCCUUGUUACAUGAUUGGAGAGAGGGCAGCUGAUCUGAUCAAGCAGAGUUAUCAGAAUUAA